AUGAAUGUUGGAGUUGCCCACAGUGAAGUGAAUCCAAAUACCCGUGUAAUGAACAACUGGGGUAUGUGGCUGACAUAUGCAUUAGGAGUUGGCUUGCUCCAUAUUGUCUUACUCAGCAUUCCUUUCUUUAGUGUUCCUAUUGCUUGGACCUUAACAAAUAUUAUACAUAAUCUGGGGAUGUAUGUAUUUUUGCAUGCAGUAAAAGGAACACCUUUUGAAACUCCUGACCAAGGUAAAGCAAGGCUCCUAACAUCUUCAUGGAAGUUUUUCACAAUUUCUCCAACAAUUCUAUAUUUUCUGACAAGUUUCUAAACAAAGUAUGAUUCAACUUACUUCACUAACACAGCUUCUCUUCUGAGUGUGCUUAUUCCCCAAAUGCCACAACUACAUGAUGUUCGGAUCUUUGGAAUUAAUAGGUAUUGA
Molecule: messenger RNA, 423 nt
Organism: Urocitellus parryii (Arctic ground squirrel)
Lineage: Eukaryota; Metazoa; Chordata; Mammalia; Rodentia; Sciuridae
Source: RefSeq, a predicted model, not a curated record